AUGUGGUUCCCAAAUCUCUUCGUGUUGCUUGCAGCAGCGGGUUCGUCGCUGGCUCACAAAGAGCCCAAGACGACGAGGGAAAUUGAGGUUCAACGGGCUCUGCAAGCCGCAGCUUAUCAUUGCGCCCCAGCCAUUGAAUCGUUUACCGCUGGUCGAAAACGUGCUUUCGCCCAGCGAGCUCUUGCUGGGGGCGUUCCCGGCUACCAGCAAUUAUUCUCCUCUGACACCUACGAAGAUCUCAGGAAACAGAUUGGUUCUUCCGAAGAAGAUGGAGAACAGGAACUCAUGUCGUGCUCGCCGAUAGGGGAGACCCACAUCCAGAACAAUAGUUGUGUUCUAGCCCCAGAGGUAACAGAAGGUCCGUAUUACCACACGGAAGGCCAUCCGAUACGCCAGAAUAUCGCCGAAUACCAGGAUGGAUUGUUGUUGCUCCUUGACAUCGGGGUUAUCGAUGUAGAGACCUGCAAACCUCUUCCCAACGUCCUUGUGGACAUCUGGCAAGCCAAUGCGACUGGAAGCUACGCAGGACAUCCCUUCCCUCGCCCCGAACUCGUGAACGAGCAACCUCAGGUUGGCGGGAAACGUGCUGGACUUCUCAGUGCAUAUCCGCGGACUGUUUUCGAAGAGACCUGGCUGCGAGGAGCGUGGCCCACAGAUCGCAAUGGAGUAGCCCAAUUCACGACCAUCUUCCCUGGCUACUACACAGGUCGUGCGACCCACAUUCAUACCAAAGUCUUCCCAGAAUGGGUCCCGCUUCCGAAUGGCACGUUCAAAGCAGGACGAUUGGCCCACGUUGGCCAGUUCUUCUUCGAAGACGAGAUCAACCUCGUCAUCGACAACAUGCAUCCCUAUUCCGAGAACCCGAUCCGCCACACCCGGGGACGAACAAGGAACUGGCGCGAUUCGUUGAACAUCUUCGAGGAUAGUCACGGUCCCGAGGGCAAGUAUAACCCUGUUUUCAAACUAGAAUUUUUGGGCGGUGUUAUUCGCCAAGGUCUGAUUGGAUACAUUACAAUGGGCGUCAACGCGAGCGCCUCGUAUGAUAACUGGUGGAAAGGUUGAGCAUAUACUUCAUUAAUAAAACCGGUUUUGGGC
Molecule: messenger RNA, 1095 nt
Organism: Coprinopsis cinerea okayama7#130
Lineage: Eukaryota; Fungi; Basidiomycota; Agaricomycetes; Agaricales; Psathyrellaceae
Exons: 5
Coding region: 1-1062 (353 amino acids)
Molecular function (GO): iron ion binding; oxidoreductase activity, acting on single donors with incorporation of molecular oxygen, incorporation of two atoms of oxygen
Source: RefSeq, a predicted model, not a curated record